Messenger RNA from Triticum dicoccoides, 843 nucleotides. RefSeq lists its product as uncharacterized. The record is from RefSeq and is a predicted model, not a curated record. The coding region runs from base 1 to 690 and encodes 229 amino acids. Gene Ontology annotation, biological process: regulation of DNA-templated transcription. Lineage: Eukaryota; Viridiplantae; Streptophyta; Magnoliopsida; Poales; Poaceae. Gene Ontology annotation, molecular function: DNA-binding transcription factor activity. The transcript has 6 exons. Gene Ontology annotation, cellular component: nucleus.
AUGGGGCCGGAGUCGCCGCAGGACGAGACGCCGAGCUCGAGCUCGAAAGCGUCAGAGCCACCGAUUCCUGAAGACCCGAGGCUGGAGGAGAUCCGAUCAGAGCUUCUUGAUUCCCCGACGAUGCUGGAGCAGCUGGUGUUGUCCAUCCCGGAGUCCUCUGCAUUCGUGGUCCGCCUGCUCGUCGAGGUGGACAAGCACGGGCACAUACGCCAGAGCAUGCUCGGCGGGUUCGUGCACCGCGCGCAUGGGAUCACGGGGAACAGGCAGGAGCAUGCGGUGUUCCAAGCGCUGCUGCGCUUCUCCCAGUGGCGGCACGAGGAGCUCAGCCACAUUGUGGACGCUGCCGUGGAGCCCAACCUCGUCUCAAGGACCAACGACGGUUGGAGUGACUUAAUCGAGCGCUGUGAGGGCAUAAAUCAUGGUGAAUAUCUGAAACUGUUGGCGGAUAUUGCAACGUUGAGGCAUGAGCAUGACCACCUGGAGGCCAGCGUGAGGAGGCAGACAGGAGAAGACCUGCCAUCCGGCGCAACCGCGGCAGAGCUCCGCGGUCUGGAGCACAAGCUAGAGUGCGCGUUGGGUAAAGUCCGUGAGACGAAGGUGCACAUCCUGGAGGAGCAGAAUAGCUUCCUUGGCCACAUGACUUUGAAGGUAUUGAAGCACAACCUUUGUACCCAACCAGCAAAAUGCUAGUAUAAGAUUCUUAGAUAAGGAGGGCUCCAGGCGCUCAAACAAUUUCAACUACAAGCAGAUAUUUUGCCUAAAUUCAAGACGAAAGAAGAUGUUCAAAGAAGCGCCAAGACAUUUUUGUAUAGCAAGUUAUGUAAUAAUAGUUGGGUUAUCUAG